AUGGCACUUUCAUCAGAAGAAGUUCUACUGAUGGUAAAGAAGGUGCAGCAGAAGAAGCAGGAUGGAUCUCUGUACCUCAUGGCACAAAGGAUAGCUUGGGCACCUGAAGGCAAAGACAGCUUUACAACCAGCCAUAGGUACUCAGACAUUCAAUGCCAGAAAAUCAGUCCUGAAGGAAAAGAAGGAAAUACUAAAAUGCAGCUUCAGCUGGUCCUCAAUGCAGGAGACACAAUCAGCUUCCAUUUUGCCAAUGGAAGCAGAGCUAUGAAGGACUUGGAUGCUGUGACAGACCUUCUUCAGCAGGUGCUGCCCAAAUUCAAGAAGAAAGCCAAUAAAGAAGUGGAAGAGAAAAGCAGAAUGCUGCAAGAAGAUCCGGGAAGACAACAGGUACAUUCUAAUGAGAGUACUAUGGAAUCAAGAGGGAGGGAGAGAGGAAAACGAAGGGAGAGAGAGAAAGAAGGAGAUUCUGAUGGGAGAAGAGACAGAAAAUCUCCUUCACCAGGCAGGAGGAGUACAAAAAGAGCAACAGCUCAGAGCUCAUCUGCUCUGGGUGAGCCUCCAACAAAGAAGAAGAAAGACAACUUGGAGCCACUCCUCACUCAUGCAGGUGGUGCUUAUAUUCCUCCUGCGAAGCUCAGGCUGAUGCAAGAACAGAUUGCAGAUAAAAACAGCUUAGCUUACCAAAAGAUGAACUGGGAGGCCUUGAAGAAGUCAAUCAAUGGUCUUACCAAUAAAGUGAACAUUUCUAAUGUAGGGGUGAUCAUUUAUGAACUCCUUCAAGAAAACCUGGUUCGGGGCAGGGGAUUGCUGUCUCGAUCUGUUUUGCAAGCACAAAGCGCAUCUCCAAUCUUUACCCAUGUUUAUGCAGCCCUGGUGGCAAUUAUCAACUCCAAGUUCCCCAACAUUGGAGAACUCAUCCUAAAGAGGCUCAUUCUCAAUUUCAGAAAAGCCUAUCGAAGAAAUGAUAAGCAGCUUUGUCUAGCCGCUUCAAAAUUUGUUGCCCAUCUUUUUAACCAGAAUGUGGCACAUGAACUUUUAUGCCUGGAGAUGCUCACCUUACUUCUGGAAAGACCAACAGGUGAUGGUGUCGAAGUGGCGAUUGGAAUUCUGAAAGAGUGUGGCCUCAAAUUAACAGAGGUAUCACCCAGGGGGAUGAAUGCUAUCUUUGAACGCCUUCGAAACAUUCUCCACGAAUGUGAAAUGGACCGACGAAUUCAGUAUAUGAUUGAAGUGAUAUUUGCGGUCCGUAAGGAUGGAUUCAAGGAUCACCCUGUUAUUCUGGAAGGACUUGAUCUAGUAGAGGAAGAAGACCAGUUCACUCAUAUGCUUCCAUUGGAAGAGGACUAUAAUCCAGAGGAUGUACUUAAUGUCUUCAAGCUGGAUCCUAAUUUUAUGGACAGUGAAGAGAAAUACAAAACUCUUAAGAAUGAAAUUCUUGAUGAAAGGGACAGUGAUUCAAACACAGACCAAGAUGCUGGAAGUAGUGAAGAAGAGGAGGAGGAAGAAGAUGAAGGGGAGGACGAAGGACCCAAAGUGACUAUUCAUGACCAAACAGGAACCAAUCUGGUGUCCUUUCGUCGGACUGUUUAUCUUGCUAUCCAGUCGAGUUUAGAUUUUGAAGAAUGUGCUCACAAAUUGUUGAAAAUGGAGUUCCCCGGCAGCCAAACAAAAGAACUUUGCAACAUGAUACUUGACUGCUGUGCCCAACAGAGGACGUAUGGGAAAUUUUUUGGUUUGUUGGCAGGGCAUUUCUGCAUGCUGAAAAAGGAAUACAUGGAGGCCUUUGAGGGUAUUUUCAAGGAACAAUAUGAUACCAUACAUCGACUGGAAACAAACCAAUUGAGAAAUGUUGCCAAGAUGUUUGCUCAUCUCUUACAUACCGAUUCACUUCCAUGGAGUGUUCUUGAAUAUAUAACACUGAGUGAAGAAACUACUACCUCUUCCGGCAGGAUUUUUGUUAAAAUACUUUUUCAAGAACUUUGUGAAUACAUGGGACUUGCUAAACUUAAUUCACGACUGAAGGAUGCAACAUUGCAGCCAUUCCUUGAAGGAUUGCUGCCCAGAGAUAAUCCCAGAAACACUCGGUUUGCCAUCAACUUCUUUACGUGCAUAGGUCUUGGAGGCUGAACAGAUGAACUACGAGAACAUCUAAAAAAUGCAACCAAGAUCGUCAGGGCAAAGAAACAGGAUAUUGAGGAUAUUGAGUUCUCAGAUUCCUCCUCUUCCUCUUCAGAGUCUGACUGA
Messenger RNA from Trichosurus vulpecula (common brushtail), 2244 nucleotides. RefSeq names its product pre-mRNA-splicing factor CWC22 homolog. Gene Ontology annotation, molecular function: RNA binding; protein binding. The transcript is spliced from 2 exons. The record is from RefSeq and is a predicted model, not a curated record. NCBI's taxonomy places the organism in Eukaryota, Metazoa, Chordata, Mammalia, Diprotodontia, Phalangeridae. Gene Ontology annotation, cellular component: catalytic step 2 spliceosome. Gene Ontology annotation, biological process: mRNA splicing, via spliceosome.